Carassius gibelio (silver crucian carp) is the source of this 998-nucleotide messenger RNA. RefSeq names its product C-C motif chemokine 21. The record is from RefSeq and is a predicted model, not a curated record. NCBI's taxonomy places the organism in Eukaryota, Metazoa, Chordata, Actinopteri, Cypriniformes, Cyprinidae. Gene Ontology annotation, biological process: cellular response to tumor necrosis factor; cellular response to interleukin-1; inflammatory response. Gene Ontology annotation, molecular function: chemokine activity; CCR chemokine receptor binding. The coding region runs from base 179 to 466 and encodes 95 amino acids. The transcript is spliced from 5 exons. Gene Ontology annotation, cellular component: extracellular region.
UGAUCUCAGGUCAGCACCCGCGGGAGCUCAUACUUUGCUGCCAGCAAACUUCCCAGACCAAGGACAGAUCAAAAGUGGGCUUGCAUGCUCCCAUGGUUUCCUGUAAACCGCAUGACUGAAACAACUUGAUUGGACUUGCUUCCCCUCCAGCAAUUUCAGAGACCAAACACAGACAAGAAUGCAGACCGCAACAGUAACUCUCCUGGUCAUAGCUGCAGUCCUCUGGAGCAACACUGAAGCUUUUUCAGACGCAGCUGUGGACUGCUGUCUAACCACCAAGGACACUCGUAUUCCAAUACAGAUUGUUGCAUCCUACUUUCACCAAACCACAGAGAGUGGUUGUGCAAUUCCAGCUACUGUAUUUAUCACAAAGAAGGACAAGAAGCUGUGCGCUCCACCAGAGAAAAAUGGCUGGAUUUCCAAGAUCAUCACACACUUAGACAAGAAGAAGAAAGCUUCUCAGUAGAAACACAGAAAAAAAAAAACCUCUUAGUUCUGCUCUCAUAAGUUCUGUGACAUCUCGGACAUCUUCAAAGCUAAAUCAGUCAUUUAGCAGAAGUUGUGCAGUUCUUUUAGCUUGAAACCAUUUUCUAGCUCCUGUAAAUCAAUAAAACCUUUUCUGGUUUUGCUUUCACAAACAGGAGCCGAAAAUGAUAACCUUGUAACUGCACUGAGCAGCACUGGACAGACAGAAAGUGAUUACUCUUAAACAUUAACUACCACAGUGGUUUUUAAAAGUUAUGGAAAAGUUAUGUUUUGGAAAUCAUGUAGAUUUGGGGAAUCCACGGUGGUCAGAUUUUGUAAAUGAUUAAAAGCAGUUAUGUUAUUUGUUAUAUUAGACUGUAUUGUUUUACUGUAGCCAUUCUGAGUCUCGUACAUUUGCAUGAAUUAUAAGCUGUGUCUUGUGUUUAAAGAAUGUGUUUUUUAAUGUAUGUCACAUACUUUGUGUGACUGUAGUUUUUCUAACAAUGAUUUUUAAAUAAAUUCAUUCUGUUAAA